AAACCAUCAUGGUAUGGAAGCUUCAUUCUUGCUCAUAUUUGUUUACUUCUUGAAGAUUUAUUAGUAUUUUUGUCAAAAACUGAGGGAUUUAGAAUUUGGGUUGACUUUGAUCCAGUUGAAAGAACCAAAGGAAGGACCCUUAUGCCUUAAGGCGGCUUCUCUGUUCUAGUAUUUUUUGUUUUUUUUUUCCUCCCGUGGAUAUGGACCAUUUCUUGAUGAAGUAGAUCGUGGAGCUCAGGGUUUCGAAUGUAAUCGUCGAUGGGUUUUGUUUUGAUUCGGAGUUAGGAGCUUAAGCAUCAAUAUUUGAUCUUAAUUUUUUAUCGUGAUUUUGUGGCAUAAAAAAGGCAGAAAUUUGGAUUUUCACAUCGUUUAUUGAUGGGUUUUGCUUAGAUUUUUAGGAAUCACUAGCAGCUUGAAGAAUAGGGCUGCAGAGGCACCUAGUUGUGCAAAAUUUAUUGGUGUUGGGAAUGGAGGAUCAAAUCGGUUUUGGCGAUGAAACUUUGGCAAAUUUAGUUAGGGAAGUGAAGUUGGAAGAAGAUGAGGAAGAGUUUCGCAGUUGUUGUGAAGAUGAGGAAGACUGGAAGGAGAGCAACGACUCAGUUAAGGAAAGUUCGCAAUCACAAGACAAUCCUGAUGAAUUUUCGGCCAGGAUUUUAUUCAAGGGCAUGUCAAUAGCUGAUGCUGGUGAGUCUGGACUUUCUGGAAUUGGGGUAGUUAUAGAAAGAUCAGAAAAUGUUCUUCUUAUUCAGGUGCAGAAAAAGUUGGAGUUUUAUGUGGAAGAAUCCGUGGCUGACUAUUUAGCCUUAAUGGAUGGUCUAAUGGAGGCUAUGCGAAAUAAAAUUCGUAGGGUGUUUGCUUUUACAGAUUCAGAUAUAUUAUACAAUCAGAUUACAUGUGAGAAGGAACUUGAUAAUCCGCUGUUGAUUGCACUGAAAGAAAGGAUCCUAGAGCAGGCACACAACUUGGAAACAUUUAGUCUGAAACUUGUUCCCAAUUCCUAUCUUGACAAGCCAUCAAAAUUAGCCCAAGUGGCAAUUGGAAUUGUUUCUUUACCUGCAAAGGGAGAUUUAUCACUUGAAAGCUGUUCCAUAUGUUGUGAGGAGAAACCAUCACCAAUGAUGAUCAAAAUGAAAUGUUUGCACAAGUUCUGUUCCCAUUGUAUGAAAACCUAUGUCAAUGGAAGAGUACAGUCCUCUCAAGUCCCCAUCAGAUGUCCUCAGUUGAGAUGCAAAUAUUACAUCUCUACCACUGAGUGCAGAUCUUUUCUUCCGGUCAUGUGCUAUGAAUCUUUGGAGAAAGCCCUUGCAGAAGCAAACAUUCUCAACUCAGAGAAAAUUUACUGCCCUUUUCCAAAUUGUUCUGCCUUGCUUGACCCUCAUGAAUGUUUACCAACUAGGGCAAGUUCAUCAUGUCAAUCAGAUAAUAGAUGCAUUGAGUGUCCAUUUUGUCAGAGAUUUAUCUGUGUAGAAUGUGGGGUCCCUUGGCAUUCUUCAAUGAGCUGUGAAGAGUAUCAGAACCUUCCUUUAGAGGAGCGAGAUGCUGAGGACAUUACUUUGUAUCACCUUGCACAAAAUAAUCAGUGGAGACGCUGCCAGCAGUGCCGGCGAAUGAUCGAGCUUACACAGGGUUGCUACCAUAUGAUAUGCCGGUGCCGCCAUGAGUUUUGUUAUUCUUGUGGUGCUGAAUAUAGGGAUGGACAGCAGACGUGUCAGUGCACAUUUUGGGAUGAGGGUAACUCUAGGCACUCGCAAGAGUCUGAGCAAUGGGAAUGGGAUUCCUUCAAUUCUCUUUCUAUGAUCAUGGAUGCAUACUCAGAUCAGGAGCGAUCGCAGCUGGCACUGAUCCAGAGGUUUCUUGCCGGUGGUUUCAGUCUGAGCGACCAUCACCCGCAUCAAUCCCCACCUCCCUGCACAGAUUCCUAUGUUGAUGCCAUGAAGGAUCUUCAUCAGCUUCCUUGGCUCGAGAGGUUUGUCUCUGUGAUUAGCGACGACUACUAUGAGGACUACAUCUAGAAUAGGGGCCAUUGGACGGUCUGAAAUUCAAAAUAAGGUGUUAGCUUCCAAACACUGAAAUGAAAAAUUAUAUGUACGAGGAGUCUCUUGCUUGUUCCUAAUUUUUCUUUUUACAUGAGCCUGCGAAAAAUGCGCGCUUUGUCUAUGUAAUUUUAAUGAUCAUUCUGUGCUAGAAGACACCUGCCCCAUGAUGUGCCUCAAUGAUAUUUUUAGGUUGAAGAGUCUCUGCACAAUAAUUGCUUCCUUCUUGAAAGAAAAGAAAAGGUGAUGGAAGUACAUUUAUUUUGUCGAUCAAUUAGAAUUUGUAAGAAAUUUGAUCA
Messenger RNA from Malania oleifera, 2332 nucleotides. RefSeq names its product E3 ubiquitin-protein ligase RSL1. Gene Ontology annotation, biological process: ubiquitin-dependent protein catabolic process; protein polyubiquitination; positive regulation of proteasomal ubiquitin-dependent protein catabolic process. The transcript is spliced from 4 exons. Gene Ontology annotation, cellular component: ubiquitin ligase complex; cytoplasm. Gene Ontology annotation, molecular function: nucleic acid binding; ubiquitin protein ligase activity; ubiquitin conjugating enzyme binding. NCBI's taxonomy places the organism in Eukaryota, Viridiplantae, Streptophyta, Magnoliopsida, Santalales, Ximeniaceae. The record is from RefSeq and is a predicted model, not a curated record. The coding region runs from base 468 to 2012 and encodes 514 amino acids.